Molecule: messenger RNA, 399 nt
Organism: Rotaria socialis
Lineage: Eukaryota; Metazoa; Rotifera; Eurotatoria; Philodinida; Philodinidae
Source: the annotation of a GenBank genome assembly
AUGACAAAUACAUUAGAACUAUUUCCUAAUGAAAUAUUUAUUGAUAUAUUUGCUUAUUUAUCAUGGGAUGAAAUGUUAACAUUGUUUUGGUCAUUAAAUAAACGCCUGAAUUCUCUUAUUUGUUCAACUUUUUCAAUAAAUCAAAGUGGAAUUACUAUUAUUCAACCAGGUUUGUCUUAUGAAAGAUUUUCAUCGGAAUUAUUUCCAUUAAUAUUUAAUUCACAACUUACUUAUUGUAUUCAACAUAUUCAUUUGGAUGAAAUCAAUUCAAAUUCUUAUAAUUUGUUCAAUAAUAAUAGAAACAUUCUUCAUUAUCCGAAUCUGAAAUCACUUAUUUGGACUAAAUGUUAUUUAUCCGAAUUGUUAAUUGAAAGUUUAUCUUUACUUAUUCAAUAUUGA